GGGAAGGAUGGACUGUAACAUUGAAUCAAUUACAGGUUGCUCUUGCAGAGGCGCAUUUGUGUGAGUGGCCGUGGAGCAGGACGGAGGAGCACAGCACAAGGGAGAGGAUUACUACUGCUUUACAACUGAGGACCCUUGGACUGAUUAGAGUAUUUUACAAGAGCUUUGCCAUUCAUUUUGGCUGUUCUUUUAUCAAAGGGAACAACCAAAAGGGAUUAAAAGCUGAGCACAAUCUAAGUGACCAUGGGAUUCCUGGAGACACAUCUCGUUUUGGGGAUUGUCUUACUAGGGGUGUUUUCAGAUGUUUCAAGACCUUGGCCAGUUAUUAAUUCAGACAAAGAGGAAUUUAUUCUGACACCUCACUCAGAGUUCAACAUCACUUGCUCCGGAGUAAGCAGAGUAAGAUGGCUCGAGCCAUUACCGCCCAACAGUGAAGUGCAUUCCGGCUUUAAUCACAGUACUUUGGUGAUCACUGACGUUGUGGCCUUAAACACGCGUUCCUACUUCUGUGCAUGUGUGGAUCAACCUGAAAACUACACUGAUAUCUACAUUUUUGUUCCAGAUCCUGAGGUUCCAUUCGUGUCUGAACCUAUUUUUGAGACAGACGAUCUGGUCGUAACUAUCCCCUGCCUCGCUACAAACCCAAAUUCUCAAGUGAUUCUCAGAGACCUGCAGAGUGGGAAUGAGGUUUCUCUGUUAUACGACCACAAAAUGGGCUUUUUCGGCAUAUUAUCACCAGGCCAAUACGUUUGCGAGACGAGCGUGAAUGGCAAAGCAGUUCAGAGCAGCGUUUAUACUGUGACAGAUGACACAGAUGACGAUGAUGAAGAUCAGGAAUGGAAUAUAAAUGAAGAAGAAGCGCAGGGCUUCUACAUACAACUAAGAGCCAGUAUGGAGGAUGUGAAAGAUGGGGACUCUGUCAAUCUCACCUGCGAGACCCCUCCUGGGAAGGAUUUCCGCCAGCAGUGGCUGCAUCCCCAAAAACAGGCCAGAGAGGCUGUUCCGAUAAAGUUAGCUUUCCCAGACAAGGUUCAGUACAUCCUCAAAAUUCCAAAAGCCUCUGUGGCAGACACUGGACUCUAUGAGUGUGCUGUAACUGACCAAUCCACUGGACAAACCAAGUCCAUCAGCCUGGGGAUCACAGUCCACGAGAGCUCUUUUGUGGAAGUAAUAUCUAAUGGUAUCGGGCCAGUGGAGGUUACGUCUCUUCUGGACGAAAAAGAGUUCACCAUUUACAUUGAUGCUGACCCUGAGCCAAAGGUCAGGUGGUUUAAAAAUGGCAUUCUGCUGGAUGACCGCUACAUCUCCACCAAAACCACUCAUCUGAGUGGCCUCAGGUAUGAGAAUAUUCUGGUCCUCCACCACCCCAUAGAGGAGGACAGUGGCAUCUAUGAGGUUGUUGCGUCGACUGGCUCCAGGACUUCAAAAUUUGCAUUCAAACUGCUGGUUGAAGCCAUGUACCCAGUGCUGCCACAGUCAGUGCUGGCUCCAGUGAUGUGGCCCCAGAGGGAGAGCAUGGAGGUGUCUCUCCACUCAACUUUCCGACUCACGUGUCGAGGUCAGGCCGAACUCGCUUGGCGCAGCCCUGUUUAUCUUCAUGAUCAGACCAACUCUGAAAAGAAAGGACUCUUCAUCUCCACUGUGACUAUUGACAAUGCGACAGCCGCUCAUACAGGAGAAUACAUCUGCUACUAUGAGUUCAGCAACAACACUGAAGAGACUAUCAUCUACAUUUAUGUGCCAGAUCCACAAACGCCGUUUGUACCAUCCAUGGCCCCUUUUGAAAACCAUGUGCUGACGAGUCAUGAUGAAAUGGAGAUUCCGUGCCGCGUGACAGACCCCAGCACCAGUGUCUCUCUGAUUCACAUUGACACCGAUCAGGUUCUGCCCAGCGUCUAUGACAGCAAGAGAGGUUUCGUUGGCCUCUUCGGCGCUGGGACAUAUGUCUGCAGGGCCCUCAUUAAUGGACAGGAGCAUGACAGCAUACAAUACAUUGUUCACGGCUGGACAGGAGGGUCUGAUUUGAGAGUCGAGCUACGAGCAGAGAAGAAGGCUCUUCUGGUGGGUGAGACCAUCACUGUUGACUGUGUGGCCAGAGGCAGUGAGAUGUUGGAGGACCACUGGAAAUACCCUGGGAAACUGGCGGAUCGAGGAGUAAAGACCGUAAAGGAGAAUAAGCGAGAUCUUGAGAUCCAUUAUACUCUGACAGUGUCUAAUGCCUCACCGAAAGACAGCGGCGUCUACGUCUGCUCCAUCACUGACAUUAUGAGCAACGAGAGCCAAACCAAACAUCUCACUAUUACAGUCUAUGAUCAUGAGUUUGUGCACCUAAAUCCAGUGAUUGGUCCGGUGGAGACUGCUAGGCUGGAUGAGGUGCGAGAGUUCAGGGUGGACAUAGAGUCCUUCCCUGCCCCCAAAGUCACAUGGUUAAAGGAUGGCUCCAUCCUGGGAGAUGUUGCUGCAGAGAUCAGCUCCAACCUCCAGAAAAUCGGCGAGACCAGUUACCAGGGUGUGUUGACCCUGAUCAGGGCUAAAGCGGAGGACAGUGGGAACUAUACCAUCAGGGCAGAAAUAGGCAACCUGACUACCAGCUACAAUUACUACCUUCAGGUUAAAGUUCCCCCUGUGAUUGUGGACCUGAUGGACAUUCACCAUGGCUCUGCUGCAGGUCAGGAAGUGGUGUGCACUGUUGGCGGCUCCCCGGCCCCUGACGUGGACUGGUAUAUCUGCAAAAACAUUAAACACUGUGCCAACGAUUCCUCCCAGUGGAUGCCGCUUCCGAUCAACUCUACGGACAUCACUGUGGAAUUUCAAAUGAAUGUGGACAACCACAUUGAGAGUCACCUCAUUUUCCACCAUCUUGAGAGCACGAUUGCUGUGCGCUGUCUGGCCAGGAAUGACAUUGGUGCCGUUUCACGGGAGUUAAAGCUGGUGUGUUCAGGUCCGCACUCGGAGCUCACUGUGGCUGCUGCUGUUCUGGUGCUGCUGGUCAUUGUCGUCAUCUCACUCAUUGUGCUGGUCAUUAUCUGGAAACAGAAACCACGUUACGAGAUCAGAUGGCGUGUGAUUGAAUCGGUCAGUCCGGAUGGUCACGAAUACAUAUAUGUCGAUCCCAUGCAGCUUCCAUAUGACUCCCGCUGGGAGUUCUCUCGGGAUAGCCUUGUUCUGGGCCGUGUCCUGGGCUCAGGAGCAUUUGGGAAAGUGGUGGAGGGCACUGCUUAUGGACUUAGUCGUUCUCAACCUGUGAUGAAAGUGGCAGUAAAAAUGCUUAAACCGACAGCACGCUCCAGUGAGAAACAGGCUUUGAUGUCAGAGCUGAAAAUUAUGACCCACCUGGGCCCUCACCUAAACAUCGUCAAUCUUCUGGGAGCGUGCACUAAAUCAGGACCAAUCUACAUUAUCACAGAGUAUUGUUUCUAUGGAGACCUGGUGAAUUACCUGCAUAAGAACAGAGAUGGUUUUCUCAGCCGCCACACAGAAAAGGGCAAGAAAGAUCUAGACAUCUUUGGCAUCAACCCAGCCGAUGAGAGUAGCAGGAGCUACGUCAUCCUGUCUUUUGAGGGGAAAGGUGAUUAUAUGGACAUGAAGCAGGCAGACACCAUGCAAUACGUCCCCAUGCUGGAAAUGAGUGAAGCUUCAAAAUACUCUCCCAUCCAGAGAUCAGACUACGACCAUCCUCCCUCUCACAGACAGUUAAAUGACAGUGAAGUUGAGAACCUUCUCUCAGAUGACACCAAUGAAGGCCUGACGACAGUGGACCUCCUCAGUUUCACCUAUCAGGUGGCUCGAGGGAUGGAGUUUUUGGCCUCUAAGAACUGUGUACACAGAGACUUGGCUGCACGUAAUGUCCUGCUGUCUCAAGGCAAGAUAGUGAAGAUCUGUGACUUUGGGCUGGCCAGAGACAUCAUGCACGAUAACAACUAUGUCUCCAAAGGAAGUACCUUCCUUCCAGUGAAGUGGAUGGCCCCUGAGAGUAUUUUUGACAACCUUUACACUACACUCAGUGACGUCUGGUCUUAUGGCAUCUUAUUAUGGGAGAUAUUCUCUCUUGGAGGGACGCCUUAUCCUGGUAUGGUUGUGGAUUCCAGCUUCUACAACAAGAUCAAGAGCGGAUACCGGAUGGCGAAACCCGAGCAUGCUUCCAGUGAUGUCUAUGAGCUUAUGAUGAAGUGUUGGAACAGUGAACCAGAGAAGAGACCGUCUUUCCACUGCCUGAGUGAUAUGGUGGCCUCUCUGCUGCCCUCAGGAUAUAAGAGGUGUUAUGAACGCGUGAAUCAUGACUUCCUGAAGAGCGAUCAUCCUGCUGUGACUCGGGUGCAGUGUAUUGACAGUGAUGAUGAUGCAUACAUGGGCGUGCUCUACAAGAACCAGGGCAAACUGAAGGACCGCGAGAGCGGCUUUGAUGAACAAAGACUCAGCUCUGACAGCGGUUACAUCAUUCCUCUGCCGGACCUCGACCCGCUGUCAAAUGAAGACUACAGCAAGAGGAAUCGCCAUAGCUCUCAGACGUCAGAGGAAAGCGCAAUAGAGACAGGCUCUAGCAGCUCCAUGACCAAGCGUGAAGGAGAGACCCUGGAGGACAUCACCUUGCUGGACGAGAUGUGCUUGGACUCAGGAGACCUGGUGGAGGACAGUUUCCUGUAAGAGAAAGAUGCAAAGAGAGAGAGAAAGACAUCUUCAGACAAACAUUCCUCUGAUUCAUUACAAGUUCAUGGAUCUCUCUCUGCAUCCUUCCAUCAUAUUUUCCUCACUACACUCUCCUGGAGCCUUCAGAAGAAGAAAAAAAAAAAACUUUGAUGCGUGAAUGUCAUUGAUGUUUUUGGAUUAGACAUCGCCCUCUACAGGUCUGGAGGAAUGAGCAGUGCACCACAGGACUUUAUGAGCUCUCUUGAUGAGACUCAGUAAGUGGUUAAGUGACUCAAAUGAAGCUAAGACCAAUGAAAAGGGGAAGUGGAGUAGAUAUUUGUUUCUGUAUAUCAUUUCACUUAUGUUUGUAAUGUGAUUGUGUUUGUUUGUGCGUGUGUCAGUGAAUUAUAUGAUCUUUAUUUUGACGGGCAUUCCGAUCAGCAAUAUAAGCAUGUCAUUUAAAAUUAUAUCAGUGACCUGGUGGUUUCACAACUGCUACCUUUCAAAUGAAUCCAUCUGAGCUACAAAAAACCACUAUAAACAUUUAAAAGUGCAAUGUGUAAAUUUUAGGAGGAUCUAUUGACAGAAUUGCAAUAUAAUAUACAUAACUAUGUUUUCAGUGGUGUAUAACGACCUUACAUAAUGAACCGUUAUGUUUUUUUAUUACCUUAGAAUGAGCCAUUUCUAUCUACAUACACCGCGCCGGCAUGUUUCUACAGUAGCCCUAAAUGGACAAACAGAGCACGUUUGCUUGACUAGCUACUCUCUGCUGUCUCAAACGAUGACUUCUUUGUCCUGUGCUGGCCACCAUAGCUUCUCAAUAUUGCAAUUCACAACCUCACCGCUAGAUGUCGCUAACAUUUACACACUGCACCUUUAAAAAACAGCAUAACUGAGUCAACGUUCACCUAUUUUGAAUCAGGACUGUUUUUUCCUCUCACUCCCACAGGACCUUAUGUAAUUUGAGGAGCAGUACACCAACUAAACAGCACAAACCCUAUAAGACAUAGGUUUAAUGUAACUGAUCAUAUAUUGUCAAUGUCUCAAUAAGUGUGGCAGUUUGAAUUUUAUUUUUGUACUGUUUGGAUAGUAUGGAUAUAUUAUUUGUGAAUACUGGGUUUGGAAAUGAUGUAAUCCUAAAUGAAGAAAAUGGCAACUGUGUUUUGACCUGCGAGUCACACGUAUUUUUGUGACAUCAACCUUUAUAAGAUGCUGAUAUGACACUAUUUAUGACAUCUUUAUGUGUGGCCAAAGUUUUUACCUAACUGAAGUGAAGAAUUUUCUGAUUUCUUAACUAGUAUGUUAGUCUGAGGCAUUAUAUUCAAAGCUAAUCUCUUUAAAAAGAUUAUCCAAAUGAAAUGGCUUAUCUCAUGAAGUUUCACAUCAUCUUUUUGGGCUUUUACCUAGAUUUGAAGCUUGUACUGCAGUAUAGUAAUGAGGAAAGACUUUGUGAAUCAGUGAAAUCAUGUUGUUACAUUUUCAGUUUUCUCGGGUUCUGCUCCAAGUUCUACCUUCUUGUUAAUUGGAUUUCAUAUCAACCAAAGGGAAACAGAGAUAAUCAUGCCCUGCCAGAAGUGCUAGUUUGCUGCUUGUGAAGAUUUGUGUGUCCCCCCCCCAAGAACAAAGCAAUUGAAAAUCAUAGUGUAGAUUUACACAUAGCCAAAUCCUGUAGUCUUGAAGCAUCUUAGAGACACGUCAUUUAGAUUUUCUACUUUGAUGUUAUACAUCACUGUUUGUUGUAAAUGUGUAUCAUUGUAUAACAGGACUUCAGCAUAUCACUGCCUGCCCCAUCUUCACCCUCUACUGUGGCAUGUCGAGAGGAGAGAGAUAUAUAUUAAAAAAAAAAAAACUGUUGCACUUUUUAAAACUCUUCUUUUGAAAAUUUUAUUCUAGCAUUUCUUAUUCUGCUUUUAGUGUGUGUGAGUGUGUAGACGUUCAAAAUUUGUCUAUGCUGAAAAAGGAAGGCAAAUGAUUCUUAAAGAGACAGUAGAGUGAAUGUUCUUGUGCAGGAAGAGGGGAAACAAGGGAGAGGUAUGAAGUAUAUUCUAUGGUACAAUAUGUGUAAUUCUAGGUAGUUAUUCCCUUUAACAGAUGUUAUUCUUUUGCUAUAAUAUGCAUUAUGACCAUGUACAUUCAAAAGAUUUAUAUUUCAAUAAAUGAGAUUUAAUUGA
Messenger RNA from Megalobrama amblycephala (Wuchang bream), 6797 nucleotides. It is a transcript of the gene pdgfra, whose product is annotated as platelet-derived growth factor receptor, alpha polypeptide. Gene Ontology annotation, cellular component: signaling receptor complex. Gene Ontology annotation, molecular function: platelet-derived growth factor alpha-receptor activity; platelet-derived growth factor binding; ATP binding. The record is from RefSeq and is a predicted model, not a curated record. Bases 244 to 4644 code for a protein of 1466 amino acids. NCBI's taxonomy places the organism in Eukaryota, Metazoa, Chordata, Actinopteri, Cypriniformes, Xenocyprididae. The transcript is spliced from 29 exons. Gene Ontology annotation, biological process: positive regulation of kinase activity; multicellular organism development; protein phosphorylation.